AUGAAGUGUCCUCCUGGCGAUGAGCAAAAUAUUCUGCUGGACGAAGUGUGCAGGGAAGUGCUCAGCAACACCAUUUACUACAUCGACACGAACUACCAUGAAAUAACAAAAAGAAACAAGGUAGACCAGAGUAAAGUGAAAGAAAAAAGAGAAGAGCUGGAAACAGUCCAGAGAGAGCUCGAGACAAUAGAAGAAAGCAUAAAAAAAGAAGAAGAGAGAAUAGAGAGCCUGAGAAAAAUAGCACAAACCGAAAGAGUAGAGGGAACUGUCGAUCUGAGAGAGCUGCUCAAAAAAGUGGCAGAGAGAAAGAAUGAUCUACACUCCCAAACAGUGUCCUUUUCCUCUGCAUCGCCGCAGGAUGUUCUCUACACGGUAAACUUCACCAACACAGAAGUGCAGAGCACCGCAGAGGAUAAAGUGGAGGCCCUGGAAAAAAUAAAAGAAAUACUGUCAAUGUGA
Molecule: messenger RNA, 459 nt
Organism: Nematocida minor
Lineage: Eukaryota; Fungi; Microsporidia
Exons: 1
Coding region: 1-459 (152 amino acids)
Source: RefSeq, a predicted model, not a curated record